AUGGGUGUCGUGGAUUACGCAGACGAUGAGUAUGCAGAAGUUAAGAAGGGUAAGACAAAACACUUUAAACCAAAGCCGCAACGCAUUAAAGCACUUACAUUCGGACAAGAGGUGGAACUGAUCUGGCGACAACGAUGGUCCUUAAUGACAGCUAUGUAUCUCGGCGCGUUACCUCGGAAUCUUAUCUGCUGGUCUGUACAUUCUGAUGGGUGUUCCGACUAUCUCAUUGACAGACACGGUGAGUCUUCUGCACAGAUGCUUGCUAUUCCCCUCCAAUUAACUGUGGUGCCCUGUAGCAAUGUGAGCUGGAUUAUCUUCGUCGUAUGGGAUUGGAUGGGUGUUGUGGUAAUUGCGAUGCUGUGGGUCAUCAUCAUCGCUCGGCUGAAUGCUAUGUAUCAAGGAUCCAGAAAGAUCCUGAUAUUUCUCAUUGUCACCUUCCUGGCUAUCAACACUUUCGACGCAGUGGUCGCUAUGACGACAACGAAGCAUACUUCAGGGGAGGAACUCAUUCUCUCCGGCACUUAUCAGUGCCAGAUUUACUAUCCGGAAGAUAUCAUAUUUCUAGAUUCCAUUACUUGGAUACUCGGCACCGUGUGGGAGGUCAUCGCAUUAUGUCUCGCAGUCUGGAUUGCGAUAAAACACUUACGUGAAAUGCGACAACAUUCGGCAGGAGGGAUUAUCCAGGACUAUUUCACGAUGUUGAUGAAAACUCACGUGGUUUACUCUGCGAGCUUUGUUGCUGUUUCUUGCGUCGAGCUCAUUGCUAUUUUCUCUCCGACAUUAUCAAUGGCCGAUUCCCUGGACACUCAGAUUAUUUAUGGAUUUCUUCAGAUUUCGCAGGUCGUGCAGAUGUUUGUGUUGGGAUCGCGCCUGAUCCUUGGUGUUCGGGAAUACCAUGCUAAGCUCGUGGCCGAUUCUGACGCAGCAACUGGUAUGAUCUCAAUCGCUUUCCAGGAGCGCGUGCAUAUAUCGACUGGCAAUGGUGUGUGA
Suillus fuscotomentosus is the source of this 990-nucleotide messenger RNA. RefSeq lists its product as uncharacterized. The transcript is spliced from 13 exons. Bases 1 to 990 code for a protein of 329 amino acids. Lineage: Eukaryota; Fungi; Basidiomycota; Agaricomycetes; Boletales; Suillaceae. The record is from RefSeq and is a predicted model, not a curated record.